AUGGGCUUCAUCAACACAGUCCGAAUGCGUAAGGAGCCUCACAUAACAGGCGGAGCCAGCCAAUAUGACGAAAAGGAUGAGCCAUCAGACAUCGAGACCGCCACUCCGAGUGACUCGGAUACUUUGAGCCUGGAAGCCAGGAAUGAGAAGGAGGUCCAGCAGCACCCCGAUCGAAUCACGCAACAAGCAGAACUAGGUGUCCAGAAAGCCGAAGCUGCAGCGUUGGUUUGGGGCAAGAAGACUGUAUAUGCAACUUAUGCUUGGAUCUGGCUAUGCUUCUUCAUGCUUGCCUUCCAGCAAUCCAUUCAAGGUACUGCUACCGUCGCUGCAUACGCCAGCUUCUCUACAGCACCUGCAAUCACGACAGCCAGCAUCCUCGCCAACAUCAUAGGAGGCGUCCUCAAGCUACCGAUCGCCAAGACACUGAACUUGUGGGGUCGAGCAGAAGGAUAUUUGGUCUCCUUCGGGGUAUACCUUCUCGGCAUCAUCAUUCUUGCCGCUAGCAAUGGCCCUAGUAGCUAUGCCGCUGGUUACGUGCUGUACUGGAUCGGCUACGAUCAACUCUACCUGAUCAUGGACAUCUUCGUUGCAGACAUCUCCGGUCUGCGCAAUCGCGCCUUCGCUUUCGCCUUUGUCUCGACGCCUUUUAUCUGCACGGCUUUCACAGGUCCAUUGGCAGCGCAAGCAUUCUUGACCACCGGCACCUGGCGAUGGGCACUUGGUGCUUUUGCCAUCAUCCAGCCUUUCCUUUUCAUCCCGCUAGCAAUCGUAUUCAAGUGGCAUCAGAGGAAGGCUGAGAAGAUGGGAUUGUUCAAGCACGAACGCAGUGGACGUUCGAUUGGCGCCUCUGUACUUUACUACAUCCACGAGUUUGAUGUGAUCGGCGCCAUACUCCUCAUCGCCGCGUUCGUGCUCUUCCUCUUGCCGUUCAGCUUGGAGACUUAUGGCAGAGCAGCCUACAACAGUGGGUCCUUUAUUGGCAUGGUCGUCGUUGGCUUCCUUCUCUUCUUCGUCUUCGCGGCCUGGGAGAAGUGGCUCGCUCGUGCUCACUUCAUCCGAUGGGAGCUCUUCCGUCAGCCGACCGUCCUUGGCGCCUGCUGCUUGUCCGCCAUUAUAUAUUACAGCUUCUACUCUUGGGAUCUCAACUACUACAGCUUUGUCAAGGUCGUCUAUGCCCUGCCAAUCUCAGAGGCUAGCUACAUGACGCAGAUCUACAACGUCGGCUCUACCUUCUGGGGAUGUGUCUUUGGCGUAUAUAUCCGCUAUGCUAAGCACUUCAAAUACUUUUGCUUGUUCUUCGGUCUACCACUCAUGAUGCUUGGCGCCGGACUCAUGAUAUACUUCCGAAGCUUCGACCGCGGCAUCGGCUACCUUGUUAUGUGCCAGAUCUUCAUCGCCUUCGGAGGUGGCACUCUUGUCAUUGGUCAGGACAUGGCCGUCAUGUCCGCCUCUGAUCGAUCUGGCGUGCCAAUGAUGCUAUCACUCAUCAGCUUGUCUUCAAGUGUCGGAGGUGCGAUUGGCGAUGCUGUCACUGGAGCCAUCUUCUCCAACACUUUCCCACAAGCACUCGCUCGUGCGCUACCUGAGAAUCUUGCCGGUCAAGCUACUGCUAUUUAUCUCGGCGGCUACACGACACAAGAAAUGUUCAAUCCAGGCACUCCAGCACGCGUGGCGAUCGACUAUGCUUGGGGACAGUACGAAAAGUAUGCCGCCGUCUCCGCUGUGGCUAGUCUGGCGCUUGGGAUUCCAGCAAUAGCUGUAUGGAAGAACUAUCGGGUGGACAAGCAGCAGAAUAAGGGCACCAUGAUUUGA
This is a messenger RNA of Recurvomyces mirabilis, 1812 nucleotides long. RefSeq names its product Siderochrome iron transporter 2 (gene SIT2). Lineage: Eukaryota; Fungi; Ascomycota; Dothideomycetes; Mycosphaerellales; Teratosphaeriaceae. The record is from RefSeq and is a predicted model, not a curated record. The transcript has 3 exons. The coding region runs from base 1 to 1812 and encodes 603 amino acids. Gene Ontology annotation, molecular function: transmembrane transporter activity. Gene Ontology annotation, cellular component: plasma membrane. Gene Ontology annotation, biological process: transmembrane transport.